Molecule: messenger RNA, 402 nt
Organism: Capsella rubella
Lineage: Eukaryota; Viridiplantae; Streptophyta; Magnoliopsida; Brassicales; Brassicaceae
Source: RefSeq, a predicted model, not a curated record
AUGACCGAAACCGUUAUUCUGUUGGUACACUCUUUACAAAUGUCACAGAAAAAUGGGGAUCAUCACGUCAUCAACAUUUUGAAGACGGGUCGAUACCAGUACCAAAUCCCUGGGGAGAGACUGAGAGCUCAUCAGGAAGCGCUGGCGAAUGCUACUGUAAAUCUGAUGUGCAGGGAGCUCUAUGCCUUAUUCCCGCCUAAACUGGGAGAUGCGUCAACUGAUAGGGAUGAGUAAAUAGAAUUGCGGGUUUGCGAGCUGAGCAAGUGUAUGCAUGCUCAUUCUCACUACUAUCUUUCUAUUAAGAAAGCUUGUGAAGAACUGUUUUUGAAUGAUACGUUAGCCUUCGGCGUCUCGGAAGAGGAUGCGGCUGCGACCAAGCAAGCUUUUGAUGGAUUUUGGUAA